This is a messenger RNA of Musa acuminata AAA Group (dessert banana), 1786 nucleotides long. RefSeq names its product protein LIKE EARLY STARVATION, chloroplastic. The transcript is spliced from 4 exons. The record is from RefSeq and is a predicted model, not a curated record. NCBI's taxonomy places the organism in Eukaryota, Viridiplantae, Streptophyta, Magnoliopsida, Zingiberales, Musaceae. Bases 57 to 1679 code for a protein of 540 amino acids. Gene Ontology annotation, cellular component: chloroplast stroma; starch grain. Gene Ontology annotation, biological process: regulation of starch metabolic process; starch metabolic process. Gene Ontology annotation, molecular function: starch binding.
GCGAGCAGGCGUUUCUAUCUUCAUUACCCCGCACUCCUCUCUCCCAAUUCUUGAAGAUGUCGGCGGCGCAGUUUAGCAGCUCGUGCGCAUGCGCUGGCCUGCGCAGCCCCCUCCUCCCUCCGCCGCGACGCGGCGGCCGGAGGUCCCGGUGCUCCGCCGUGCCCAGCGGCGACUCGUACCUCGACAUGUGGAAGAAGGCCAUGGAGCGCAAGCGCCGGCCGCAGCAGUCCCGCGGGACCAGAGACGGCGGCGAGGGCGGGAAGUCACCGUCGCUGGCGGCCAAGACGGAGCGCUUCAAUCAGCUCCUCCAGGUGCCCACGGAGGAGCGAGACAGGGUCCAGCGGCUUCAGGUCAUCGACCGCGCGGCUGCAGCUUUCGCUGCCGCCCGUGCCAUCCUCAACGAGUCUCCCGUGGCUCGCUCAACGCCGGAUCUCUCUGACCGCCCGGAAAUGUCUCGUGCUAAACUAGGAUUGCAGCAUGAAGAUUCAUUCCUCUAUCAAUCAGUUACUCUGCAAAAUGGACCUCCUGGCCCAGAUUUUUGGUCAUGGUCACCUCCUUCAGACACUAAGAGGGAACCAAUUGAAACAAGCACUGGCCUGAGAUCUGCACCAAAGUUGUUAUCACAGACAUAUCCAUCCAAUUUGGUGAUAGAAAAAGAAAAGACUAUUGAGUUUUUAGCCAUCCCUAUGGAGAGCACACUAUUUGGAUGCAAACAUAAUCCUCCUCAUCCACCUCUGCAAUCUCUUGUAGAGGUUGAUAAAGUGGGAAAAAAGACCACUUUAAAUGCAUCUAUUGAAGCAGAGGGGAAAAUGUGCGGUCAGCUUUUCUCAGGGCAAGCCGCUGAGGCUGCUGAAGCUCUUAGUAAAAGUAAUGGAGCAUCAGAAUAUGGCAUGGAUCUGGGUGGAUCACAAUGGUGGAGAGAGACAGGAAUAGAGGAAAGACCUGAUGGAGUGGUUUGCAAGUGGACAUUGACUAGAGGUGUAAGCGCAGAUGAAACUGUUGAGUGGGAAGAUAAGUUCUGGGAGGCUGCUGAUCAAUAUGAUUAUAAAGAGUUGGGUUCAGAGAAGUCUGGCCGCGAUGCAUCUGGAAAUGUAUGGCGUGAAUAUUGGAAGGAGUCAAUGUGGCAGGACAUGAGAAGGGGCAUUAUCCAUAUGGAGAAUACUGCAGACAAGUGGGGGAAGAAUGGCAAGGGUGAUGAGUGGCAAGAGAAAUGGUGGGAACAUUAUGAUUCUUCUGGGUAUGCUGAGAAAUGGGCACACAAAUGGUGCUCUAUAGAACCAAAGACACCAUUGGAAGCUGGCCAUGCUCAUGUUUGGCACGAGAGAUGGGGGGAGAAGUACGAUGGUAAUGGUGGUAGCAUGAAAUACACCGACAAGUGGGCAGAGCGGUCAGAAGGUGAUGGUUGGUCAAAAUGGGGAGACAAGUGGGAUGAACACUUUGAUUCAAAUGGCCAUGGAGUAAAGCAGGGCGAAACAUGGUGGGAAGGGCAGCAUGAGGAACGAUGGAAUCGCACAUGGGGGGAGUGGCACAAUGGCUCCGGAUGGGUGCACAAGUAUGGCAAGAGCAGCAACGGGGAGCACUGGGACACACAUGUGCAGCAAGAGACAUGGUCCGAGAGGUUCCCGCACUAUGGAUUCGAGCAUUGCUUUGAAAACUCUGUGCAACUCAGAGCAGUUUGAAAGCCACUUGACACAUUGUAAGCCAGACCAGAACUUUCUAUUCCUUGUGUGUAAACUAUACAUUUUAUUGUAUCUUUUCUGGUGAUUAAAUUGAUGUGUGUUUUGGA